Anastrepha obliqua is the source of this 1659-nucleotide messenger RNA. Its product is annotated as cytochrome P450 CYP12A2-like. The record is from RefSeq and is a predicted model, not a curated record. The transcript is spliced from 5 exons. Gene Ontology annotation, molecular function: iron ion binding; heme binding; monooxygenase activity. Bases 31 to 1650 code for a protein of 539 amino acids. NCBI's taxonomy places the organism in Eukaryota, Metazoa, Arthropoda, Insecta, Diptera, Tephritidae.
GCGUUUGGUCUUGACAACUCGAAUUUAAAAAUGUUUUACACGAAAAUGAAAUGUUUUGCGAUUAACGAACUCGGUAUCCGAAAAAACUUCAUAAUGAUCACAAAGCGAUUGCAGGCAACAAAGCAGCCUGCCGACGCAUCCUUGGAAUGGCAGCGAGCGCGACCAUUCAGCGAGCUACCAAGGGAUGGCGUUUUUAAUUUCCUACGUAAAUUUAUACCCGGAGGCCGGUAUUACAACUUAGACUCGACUCAAUUAGUUAUGGCAAUGAAAGAGGAGUAUGGAAAUAUUUACAUAGUUCCGGGCAUGAUGGGUCGGCCUGACACCUUGGUUACACAUCAUCCAGACGAUUUUGAACGUAUCUUUCGUAACGAAGGUAUUUGGCCGAUAAGGCCAAGUUCAGUAACGUUGCGUUAUCACCGGAGUAAGCUGCGCGCAGAAUUCUAUGAAGGCGUCGAGGGGACAAUAGCAACCCAAGGUGAGCAAUGGAGCUCAUUUCGUUCAGUCGUAAAUCCGAUACUUAUGCAGCCCAAAAACAUUAAAAUGUAUCAAAAAAAAAUAGCACAAGUGAACCAGGAAUUUGUCAACAGAAUUCGUUUAAUACGCAAUCCCGAAACGCUGGAAAUGCCAGACGAUUUCGAAGAAUAUCUACAACGAUGGAUGCUGGAAUCGGUGGCAGUUGUGGCACUUGACAAGCAACUUGGCUUGCUACGGGACGAUAGCGAAAAUCAUGAAGAUGCUCUAAAACUUUUCUCGGCCUUAACUGAUUUUUUCACACUAACUUUCGAUUUGGAGUACAGACCUUCUUUGUGGCGUAUUGUGGCCACACCGAAAUUCAAACGUCUGAUGAAAGCUUUGGAUGAUAUACAAUGCGUAACCUGGAAGCAUACAACAGAAGCCAUUGCCAAGUUGGAAGCGGAACGACAACAAGGUAUAAAACGUACAGAUCGAGAGCAGAGUGUAUUAGAGAAACUGUUGAAGAUUGAUAAGAAAAUUGCCACAGUAAUGGCCAUGGAUCUACUCAUGUCCGGCGUCGAUACGACCGGAUCACUUGCAGUUGGAGUUUUACUGUGCUUAGCCAAGAAUCCUGAAGUGCAGGAGAAGCUACGCAAAGAAGUAAAACGUGUUUUACCACAAAAAGAUGGCGAUUUCACAACGGAUGCACUGAGUAACAUACCGUAUCUGCGUGCGUGCAUAAAGGAGACAUUGCGUGUCUACCCACUGGCACUUGGAAAUAUACGUGUGCCACAAAAUGAUGUCGUCUUAAGUGGAUUCAGAGUGCCUAAGGGCACUGUAGUUAGUCUGAUUUCUUCAACACUACUGCAGAGUGAACGACAUUAUCCACAACCCAAGGUAUACUUGCCAGAACGUUGGCUGCGACGUGGCAAGGAAGAUGAAGAACAAAAGAGCGAGAAUGCCGUUUGUGUAGGAACGGCAAAAGCCAGUAACCCGUUUAUUUAUUUACCAUUCGGUGUAGGUCCGAGAGCUUGUUUGGGACGUAGAAUAAGCGAUUUAGAAAUAGAAUUGGGUAUUGCGAGAUUGGUUAGAAAUUUUCAGAUAGAAUUCAAUCAUCCAACAGAAAAGGUGUUUAAGGGUAUGUUGAUUAAUAUGCCAAAUGUGCCACUAAAAUUUAAGUUCGUUGACAUUGAGUAGAGAAGUGAG